Molecule: messenger RNA, 3439 nt
Organism: Corticium candelabrum
Lineage: Eukaryota; Metazoa; Porifera; Homoscleromorpha; Homosclerophorida; Plakinidae
Exons: 1
Coding region: 1-3237 (1078 amino acids)
Source: RefSeq, a predicted model, not a curated record
AUGAAAAAGCAGCUGACUCUCUUUGGUGUACGGAAGAGGAAGAGAGAGCCUUUCUUCCAACGCAGUGCAGAUGACAGUGAUUACACACGAGUGAUCGAAACUCUGUGGCAGCAAGAUGCUGGACAGCGCACUCGCAAGGACUUCUUCAAGUGGGCACAAGGCCAAUGGCGUGACAAGUACUCGAAGGACAGGAAGGCAAGAGAUGAUGUGAUAGCCAAGAGCGUUGGAGUCCAACAGGGAAUGGACAAUGCGGACGAGAAGGCGGCGACGACUGGUUACUUCCGGCGAUUGGAUGAACCGGAACCGAAGCGUUCACACCUAUCUUGUCAUGGCCGUCAUGACCAGGUUAGUAUGGUCGCUUCGGUAUCCACAGAUGGCGACGACAUAGAGGUAGCUAGUGGAGGGCCCGAAGCAGAGUUCUUGAAUGCUAUUGGGAUUGACUCCUCUCAAUUGCUGACGGAAGAUGUUGUAGGCAGAUCAGAUUUUAUGGGCGUGUUACGUCAGUGCGCGAGACAGUGGCUGGCAUACAAACAGGUACAGGCGACAUAUGAAGCACACGCAAAGUGGCGUUGGGGACAUAGUCAGCUCAUUCGAGCAGAAGAUGAGCUGGUGACGGAAGAGAAGAAACUGAUGGCUGCAAUGUGUGAUGUUGCUCAGGUAACCGUGAGUGCCACAAACUUCCUGAGUGUUUCAUUUGUGCGCAUGGCUUUAGAGAAGAUGGAAGGACUAGCAGCUCUGUCUGCGAGGCUGCUAAAGUUUACAAACUCGCUGCAGACCCAAACCAGACGAUUAGAAAUACGCGUAUCCCAAUUGCUGCAGAAGCAGAAGCAUCCAGCAGAUGACCUAGUACUAGACUGUACAAAUGGCUGUGAACUGUCUUGGGAGAAAGCCUUUGGCAAUCUUGCUGAUUUGCAAUCAAACGGUGCAGACACGUGUGGUCCACUCUCUGCUGAAGAGCUAGUACACACUUCUCAAGUCAUGGCGGCAGUGAAUGUGCUUUCAUUGAGAGGCUUGCUACAGACUAUACAUUACAAAGAAGACGAACUCUGCAUGAAAGUGCAGUGGGCACUGACACACCAAAUCCUUCACUGGAUGCCUGUUAUGUCCUUGUUACACAAGCCAGCCAAAAACAUCGUUCUUGUGAACGUGCCUGACCUGACCUUCACAGAUAAUGGUAACACCUUCUCUGAUGUACUAUCCCUUGUGCAAGAGGAUGAAGGAGUGGCGCUAUCUGAGCAGAUAGAGGGAGAUGCUCAGAUGCAACAGGAGGGAGAUGCCCAGAUACAACAAGAGGCGGAACAACUUUCUAUCACACUCCCUGCAAAGAAACGAGGACCUCCUGCUCGGCAUGAACAGUUUCCUGAGAUUAUCUGUUCUGCUAUGAGUUUCAUCAACAUGCAUGGCUAUACAGCACAAGCAAGGCGCCGAACAACAGCAGGUAAUUCUAAUGGUGUCACACUUGCUCAGGUUCAGCAACAUUUGCUUUCAUCUGUCGCUGGACUGAAGGACAAAGGUAUCGGUCGGACUACGGUUCACCAGCUGAUGUUGCCUCCUCGACAGAAGACUGUCAAUGCAAGGCGGUACCACGGUGUUCUCAAUGUUCGAGUUCCUGGCAAAAGGAAUGAUGAACAUGGUUGUCAUGAAAAUGGCCAUUUCUGCCUGGCACAAGUUGGGUACAUGUUAGAAUUUUCUCAACAGCAUUCUGACAGUACAUCAACUUUUAGUUGCGACAAUAAAAACAAAGUCAACAUUGGCACACUAGCUGUCAGUCGAUACCACCAACUGCGAAAGUUCUUCCCAAUUGGAAAUGGUCCAGUGUACAAGGAUCAUGAUUUUCCUUUUCAAAAUGCAAAGAUCAUUCCUUCAGGAUACCUUCGGUUGGAACCUAGAGGACGGCCAAAGACUCGUACAGUGUACAAUACGGCACGAGUUCGCCUUGCAUCUGCUGAUUCGGUAAGGCUCAGAACGAACCUGAUUAGGAGUUGUGUCAGGAGAAGCUCUAGUAUGCCUCCACUGCUUUGCAAGCACGAGUUCGAUAAUGGAAAAUAUUCAGAAUUUGGUCACUUCAGAAAAGACAAACUAGGACGUUUGCACUACACUGUUCCGCAUACCGGUCCACUGUUUGUUAAAAACAGAGCAGGAAGGUUUCAUGAGUCAACAGCAGAGACUCAUGCCAAUGAUCUCGAUGAGCUGAUUGGUACUGAAAUAAGAAGUGGAAAAACUGGUAUAUGCCUCGCCGUUGAUGGAGGACCAGAUUAUAGCAUCAAGUCAAUUCUUACAAUCAUUGCCUUUGGUAGACUGUGGCGUGAUAAAAACUUAGAUUUUCUCAUCAUGUGCACACAUGCAGCUGGGGACAGCUGUUACAAUCGAGUGGAGCAUGCCUGGUCCCCACUUUCAUCUAGCCUGGCUGGUGUGAUAUUACCCGCAAGCCUACCUGGUGAAAUGUCGCCAUGGCAGCAAAAGUUAGAUGAUAUAGAAAAAGAGAAAAAGAUAGCUGACGUUUUCGACAACGCUCUGAAAGUUCUAGACUCAUACUGGAAUGCCAUAUCCUAUGAUGGCUUUCCCGUCACGUCGUCAAGUGUGAUGUGUCUUGAGAAACCAUCUCCGUACAAUGAUCACAGCAAGCUUACUGAGUUUGCAGCAGCUGGCAGUACAAAGCUGAAAGCAGAUGAAGGCAUGAAAUGUAUCCUGAAUGAAUUGCAGUUUCUGCAUUCACAUGCUGUGCGCAAGACGCACAUGCUUCAGUUUAUGAAGUGUGACUCUGGUAGCUGUCAUCACUGUUCUACUCGUCCCGUGAGAGCCACAACGGCUGUGAACUUCCUCCGUAGGCAUGGGGGUUGUUUGAUGACACCUCGGCCAAGCAACAAUCAUGAGGGUCAUUACUGUACUUUCCUCGAAGCUGCACUGAUGGAGGAUAUGGGUUGCAAGCCCCUCCAACUAGAUUAUGGUUUGCCGUCUCUUCUAGGAAAGGUCAACCAUGUCUGUGAACUUUGCAAUCGGUAUGUUUUCCAAUCUGAGGCAGAUAGGACACGCCACUUGCAAAGGAUUCAUAACCGUUCAAAGAGAAAAGAGGCUGUCCAGGCACACACAGAACAGCAGGCUGCACCUAAACCCUCUCACAAUUGUACAUACACUGGCUGUGGCCACAUAUUCAGCACCCAGUACCAACUACAACGCCACAAACAAGAGACAGGGCACAAGUGCAGGGCUGGAAGAAAGAAGAAGGGAACAUGCUGACUCUAUAGUCUAUUAAACUGUUUAGUAGAGUACACGAUGUGAUUUUGUUCGAUAAAUAGAAGUGGGUACAGCGUAUAAUAGCUGCGAGGAGAAAUUGUUUCAUGACUAUGGACAGCUGUUAGGAUUAGGUAGGUGGGUGGGUGGGUAAGAAGAAAUUCUAACGUUGUUCGGAUUUUAAAAUCAUUCGGUAACUACGGACGGC